This is a messenger RNA of Alternaria arborescens, 1665 nucleotides long. RefSeq lists its product as hypothetical. Gene Ontology annotation, molecular function: histone deacetylase binding. Gene Ontology annotation, cellular component: Sin3-type complex. The transcript is spliced from 2 exons. Gene Ontology annotation, biological process: negative regulation of transcription by RNA polymerase II. The record is from RefSeq and is a predicted model, not a curated record. The coding region runs from base 1 to 1665 and encodes 554 amino acids. NCBI's taxonomy places the organism in Eukaryota, Fungi, Ascomycota, Dothideomycetes, Pleosporales, Pleosporaceae.
AUGGUCCGCAAUGGCAGUCCGUCGCCGGCGGACAACUUUCCGCUAGGUCAUUCCGCGACAUCCCCCCAACCUCAACCUUCGAAGCGCGACAAACGACGCAACAUGCUCGCCGAGAAGCUCGCGGAGAUGAUGGCCACAUUCUCCGACAAUAGGGACAGCCAUUACAGAGCCCAGCUUGCCGCGCUACAAGCCGACAUCAACCUGAUUAUGAAGGCGGAUCCAUAUGCGAACCAGCCGCUCGAAGACGGCGGCGAAGAGGCCACAGAGCUCAUCUCGCAAAUCAUGGGGAACAACGUACCUACCGCACCAAGCGCCGGUACCGAUUACAUUGCGCAAUGUGGAAAACACUAUUCGCGAUUUGUAGAUGCCGUCAAUGAUGCGAUGGAAGAGCGCGACUACAACCUGACAAUGCUCUGGAACAAGAACCAGAACACGAAGAACGAGAUCGAAAACUCACACUACUACAAAGUCCAAAUCGCCGAAGAAGAGCACAAGCUGCUCGCUGCCACCAUCCGCGAACGACUCGUCGCAAGCAUACAACAACGGACAAACAGACUGAAGCGAGAGAAGGAGCAACUGGACCUAUCCGACAGCAAUGCGAUGCUCCUCCAUCCCAAUCAGUUCAGCAUAGGGCAUCCUGCAAGCCCUGGCGGUCCACAAGCCCCCCGGAAGACUAGGAGAACAGGACACAAAUUUGGCGACGCCGAGGAUAUGGCUGCUGCUACCGAGCACAAGCGAAAGCGCAAGCUGUACGAAGACCAGGAUAACGAUUCCCCAGGUCCCUCUGGUCGCCCUACCGAGAUGGGCAUCGGCUCACCCUUCCGCGAAGCCAAAGCGCGCACCAUCAAUGCCCAGUUCGAGUCGUCUGCAUACUCCCUCGAGCGCUUGUUCAGCGAGAAGGAGCUCAACAUGGCUAUGAACCAAGCCACCAUGGCCGCCUCCCACUUUUUCGCCAAGAUGAAGAACACAGAGGCUGCACCGCAGGAAGCCACAACAAACGGCAACACCAAUGGCACAAACGGCGACCACGCUUCCGAAAACGGAGACGCCAUGGAUCAGGAUCAAGAUUCCGACGACGUGCCCGGCGCGACGGAUAUGAUGCGUCAACACUCGUCGAACCCUCACGCUACCCGCGGCGCUACACGCUCAGCACUGAACCCCACGGCAGCCAUAGUCAGCGGACAAAUACCUCCAUUCAUCUACAACCCGCCAUUCGUUCUGGAUGCCAAGAUUUUCCAAAAGAUCAACGCCUCAGCACCGCCACCACCUCCUCUUGGCGCACACGACAUCGAGCAAGAUCUGAAGCUAAUGCUUAGGGAAGCACCGCCGGACGACGAUAUCAACGAAAAGCUCCUGCAAGCCGCAUGCAAUCCUGUCAAAGCGCGUGAUUACCAAGUCCAGCCACCUAACUUCUCGGAGCCAGUCCACGAGAUGACGAGCGCUCUUAGGAGCACAGCACCUCAUUUAGAGGUGGGCGCAAGCUUAGGUGGUGUUCCGAUGAGCGCGCAGAGCAGCAUGGCGGGGUGGUCAGACGCUGGUGGAAACACACCACUGGGACGUUACGGCGACAGAGAUUCGCUGGCUGUUGGUGGCCACGGUGGCGGUGUUGCGAUGACACGGACAGCGAGUGGUAGCGGAAGGGGACGCGGCAGGGGACGUGCUUAG